Folsomia candida is the source of this 2980-nucleotide messenger RNA. RefSeq names its product voltage-gated potassium channel subunit beta-2 (gene Hk). Gene Ontology annotation, cellular component: cytoplasm; voltage-gated potassium channel complex. Gene Ontology annotation, biological process: potassium ion transport; regulation of potassium ion transmembrane transport. Gene Ontology annotation, molecular function: transmembrane transporter binding; potassium channel regulator activity; voltage-gated potassium channel activity. Lineage: Eukaryota; Metazoa; Arthropoda; Collembola; Entomobryomorpha; Isotomidae. The record is from RefSeq and is a predicted model, not a curated record. The transcript is spliced from 13 exons. Bases 647 to 1858 code for a protein of 403 amino acids.
GUUUUACUCAGUCGGUUUUCAGCAUUGCAGGGGAGCACACGAUGAUAAUGGGAGGACAGUUGAGUCGCUUCUUGGUCGUCGUCGUCGUCGCAGUUUGUUACCACGCACCCCAUCCAAUCCACUCCUGUACACAUAAAAAGAAAGACACUUCUCCCAGCUAACCACACUUUGGCUUUUAGCAGCAUCACUUCUGUGCCGUGGAUGGAAUACAUCCUUGCAGAGUCGAAACUGCCAAGGUUUCAUCCUGCCAAAUACUUUACACCAACUUGGUCAUCCGUUCUUCUAUUAUCCUCUCAUUCUUCCAUUGUCUGUCCACGUCCGUGCGGGUUACUUUCUCCACUGAUUCCUCAUUCACAGUCUGAUGACUGAAUCCACCAUUUCACCACCAAAGUCCCCUUUUUAAACGACUCUUCUCCUACUAACGUAAAAUUGCGACAAAACCGAAUUGAACGGAUAUCCCCUCCUCCUCCCCGCGUCUAUAGGUAACUAACUGUUUGCCAGUGAAAGUGAGAGUGUAACAUGUAAAUUAAAGUGCAGUUGGGGACGAAGAAAGCAGGACUUUGCGACACGACAUCGUGGUGCGAUGCAGUAACAGCAAUACGGAAAAGGAGCACCGUUGGCAUGUAACGAGGAAGGUUUUGAUGAAAUGGAGAUAUUCCUUCAAGCCGACACCUCGAACGAUGGGGAGCUCACGAACGGGCAAACACCUCACCCAUCACCUCUUCCAGGAGCUACAACUUCCAGAUCUCAAAACACACCUGGGCUCAGAUACCGAAACCUGGGCAAGAGUGGUCUUCGCGUCUCAAAUGUAGGCCUAGCUACAUGGAUGCUGUCUUCUGAGGACCCCGAAGUGGCCGAAUCCGUCAUAACGCUUGCCUAUGAUAGUGGUAUUAAUGUGUUUGACUUAUCCGAAGCGUACUCCGGCACUUCUGCGGAGGUCGAGCUGGGUAAAAUUAUCAAGAAGAAAAACUGGAGAAGGACGAGUUUCGUCGUGCUGACCAAAAUCUACUGGACAAACAAGUGCGAGGAGAAAGGAUUAUCGAGAAAACACAUUAUCGAAUCUGUGAAAGCAUCUCUAGAUCGGUUACAACUGGAAUUUAUCGACGUAAUCGUCGUCCACCGAGCAGAUGGAAGCUGCCCCAUGGAAGAAGUGGUACGAGCCAUGACCUACGUGAUAAACCAAGGACUCGCAAUGUACUGGGGAACUUCAAAAUGGACGCCGACGGAAAUCAUGGAAGCGUAUUCCAACUGCAGGCAGUUCAACUGCGUGACUCCCAUCAUGGAGCAAGUCGAAUAUCACUUUUUCGCCAGAGAAAAAGCAGAACUGUACAUGCAAGAGUUGUACAACAAAAUUGGAGUUGGUCUGAUGACGUGGUCCCCGCUGACAAUGAGCUUCUACAAAACCUUGGGAAAACAGACGGACGAGACGAUGGCCUUAUCCCUGCGCCCUUCUUCCUUCAAGAAUAAAUACCUUUCACAAUACAGUUGGAAUGAGGAGGAGACUGGAUCAGGGAAAGCUGAGGGUUGGAAUCGCGACAGGUCCAUCUCCUCUGAGGAAACGUACAACCAAAAGAAAGUGACUCAACAAAGGAUAAGCCGUGAAAUUGCGGAACUCGCAGAAAAAUAUGGCUGCACCCUGGCUCAAUUAGUGAUCAGUUGGUGUUUAAAGAAUGACACUUUACACUGCAUGCUCAUCGGGCCGACCACCACUUCCGAGCUUAUCGGAUACUUGCAGGCAUUACAAAUAAUCCCACGGCUCACUUCGACAGUGAUGAACGAAUUAGAGACUAUUUUGGACAAUAGACCCGUGCGUCCUCCGAUGAUUUCAACCCUCGCAUUGACCUUGAGUCAAAGAUGACGCUCGCUGCCCACCGUAUCAGCAUCUUUUCAACUACAACUGCAGACCAACAACAAGGAGUCGAGGUCCAAGUCGUCCCCCAGUCCCCCGGGCGGUGGUGGUGGGUGUGGUGAUCAACAUCAACUCCGAAGGUCCCUUAGUACAGGUAGCGUCGAAGCAGCGUCGAGGACCCCAACCCAACCACUGCACGAUCAUCGACAACAUGACCGCGUCGUCAGUUCAUGGAAUAACCGAGUGCCCUUUUGUCGGAUGCAAUGAGUCAUGAAAUAAGAUGCACUUAUGCAUAUUUCGUGGUGCUGUUCGUUAAGAGUUACAUACAUAAAUAAAUAACAAAAAUUAUGCUAUGCAAGAUUCUCAAUUAUCAGUAUGAACAGGUGAAAAAAUUAAAUAAUUAGGCAAGAGUUUCAUAAAGACUUCCUUCAGCGUGCUACAUAUAUCAGUCAGAUACACACGGUUCAUCAUUAUGGUGCACAUACGGCAAUUUAAUUUUCUUGGUAUUUUUUCAAUAUUGACGAUAUUCAACUUCCAACCAGCUCAUAAUUAGAUAUUUUUUACGAAUUUCGUUAAAUGUACAAUUUAUGAAUGACGGUUAUUUAAUUGAGAGAUUUGUCUCGAGGUUUUGGACGUACGAGGAUGAUAAGUUGCAUAAUCUACACCCAUUCUGACGGGAUACUUACAAUUAGUUAACGAGACGUAUUGUCAUAUAUUCACGCAAAUUACCUGGAUUCUCUACCAACUCAACAAUAAAAUGCAGUUACCUUACAGUUUACAUACCUUAUCUAGUACAUUAUUUAACUUUACUAACGAGUGGAUCACUUCAACACUUACGAUGAUAUAAAGACAGAACAGAAGGAUAAAGUCAAAUACGUACAUACGUACUUAUUAUAGGUGUUAACUAACUUUUAAAAGUCAGUCUUAUCUCAACUUCUCAAACGUGGCUUAUGCAGUAGAACAGUCAGUCAAUUCGUAUUUCUAUUUUAGAUGUGUCUCAUUCAUAGAUUGAAAUGAAUAAGUAGCCAGGUUCCAAAUAAAUCUCAAUCUAAAUGUAUGAUGGCUUAUGUUAUAAUAAUCUCGUUAUACAAAAAUUACCGUACAAUAAAAUCGACAUACUGAUGUAAGUGA